Messenger RNA from Rotaria sordida, 981 nucleotides. Lineage: Eukaryota; Metazoa; Rotifera; Eurotatoria; Philodinida; Philodinidae. The record is from the annotation of a GenBank genome assembly.
AUGGAUGCGCCCAUAGUCAAAAUAAAUUCGUUUGGUCUUCAGAAUAUUAUCAAUUUCAUUUACAUACAUGAACGAAUUCUUAAAGAAUUUGGCGCAAUUAAGAUUCAACUAAGUUCUGAUUGUACAUUAGCUUUGAAGAAACGUAAAAUUUCACCAACGUCUACGACUACUCAAAAAAUUACGAAAUUAAAUGCCGAUGGAUCAAUUUACUCAGUUGAUAAAAUGGACGCUCAAAAUUUAUACAAUGAACAACGGUCACCCAUAACAGAUGAAAAGACUUUUUGGUCUUCCCUUUCCAACUCAGAUCAUAUAUUCUAUCCAUCAAAUGUUUCUAUUUUACCAAAUCAGACAUUAUUCUACAAAAAACGGCAUCGGAAAUAUUUCGCAAUUCAUUCUAUACCGAGACAAUCACUACUAAAAUUAGCCGGUAGCAAAAUAGUCAAUCAAUUUGUUCCAUGUUUAACAAGAACACAUGGACCAGGUGCUGUUUUUCCUUUAUCCAGCGCUCAACAACAUCUCUCCUUAUUAGUGUAUCAUCAUCAGGGUAGCCCUCGUCAUUGGUAUAUUAUUCCUGCAUAUGAACGAGAUGCUCUAACAAAAAUACUUCAAAGAGAAAAUUCUUCAAUUUGUUUUGAACAUCAAAAAUUGUUGAUUAAUCCUCUUUUAUUUGAUAAAUACCAUAUUCGAUAUCAUAGACUUGUUCAGUAUCAAAAUGAAUUUGUUGUUUUAUCAGCUGGUGCUUUAACACAAAGUUUUACAGAAGAUGCAAGUUGGAAUGAAUCGAUUCCUUUCGCUUUACCCAGUUGGAUUGAUGAUGGUCAUGCUCAUUACUCUGAUUCAACAUGUCAGUGCUGUAUUAACAGUUUUUAUGAACCAAUAACAAUUGAUGUUACUUUAUUUAAGCAUGAACUUAUACAGGAAUAUAUUGAAACAUAUCUUAAUAUUGACAAUGAUGGAAGUACUUCAAUUAAUAAAGGUUAG